AUGGCAUUUCAAGUUUCUCUUUGGCUUGGCCUCCUAAUCUUGGCCAAUUUCUUGUUCUUUAGAGAGCUUUCUGCUGCGCAGGAACCAAGUCAUAAUGUAACCAUUCCAUUCAACCGCAGUAGUUUUCCACCUAAUUUUAUAUUUGGUGCUUCUUCUUCUGCCUAUCAGUACGAAGGAGCAGCAUUCGAAGAUGGAAAAGGACCGAGUAUAUGCGAUACUUAUAUCCACAAAUAUCCAGAGAGAAUAAGAGAUCGCAGCAAUGGAGAUGUGGCCGAUGAUUUUUAUCAUCGUUACAAGGAAGACGUACAACUAAUGAACUACAUAGGCAUAACUGGUUUCAGGUUUACCGUCUCGUGGCCCAGAGUUUUGCCUCAUGGGAAGCUGAGUAAAGGAGUGAACAAGCAAGGCAUUGCCUUUUACAACAACCUCAUCAAUGAGUUAAUAUCAAAGGGCGUAACACCUUUUGUGACACUGUCUCAUUGGGAUCCUCCACAAGCCCUAGAUGAUGAAUAUGGUGGUUUUCUAAAUAUUAAUAUUGUGGAUGAUUUUCGAGAUUUCGCUGAGCUUUGUUUUAAAGAAUUCGGUGAUAGGGUCAAGCACUGGUUGACCUUCAACGAACCGUGGUCUUUUUCCGUUGGUGGUUAUGAUUCCAGCACCUUUGGAGGCACUAUAGCACCUGGAAGAUGUUCGGCAUGGUUGAACAAAGGAUGCCCUGCUGGGGAUUCUUCAACUGAGCCAUAUUUGGUUGCUCACCAUAUAAUCCUUUGCCAUGCAACAGCUGCUAAACUGUAUAGGGAGAAGUACAAGCCAUCUCAAAAGGGGCAGAUAGGGAUAGUGCUUAUAACAAAUUGGUGGAUACCAUACUCCAAUUCGAAGGCUGAUGCACUUGCGGCCCAAAGAAUCCUAGACUUUUUCCUUGGAUGGUUUCUUGAUCCACUCACUUUUGGUGACUACCCAAAAAGCAUGCGUAGCUUUGUGGGGAAACGCUUACCAAAAUUUACUGAAGAACAGAAAUUGUUGAUCAAAGGGUCCUUAGACUUCCUGGGAUUGAACUACUAUACUUCAAGUUAUGUUUUUAAUGCCCCCUAUGCUAAUAGUGUUAACAUCAGCUAUUCGACCGACCUGCAAGUUAAUUUCACAGGAAUACGGAAUGGAAGACCUAUUGGGGCACCGACCGGAGCAGGUUUUUUUUAUGUUUAUCCAAAAGGGCUUACCGAGCUGCUUGUCCAUGUGAAGAAAAACUACAAGAAUCCAACAAUCUAUAUUACUGAGAAUGGGUAUGAUGAAAGCAAUAUAAAUAGUCUUGAGCAAGCGAUCCGUGAUACAAAGAGGAUCAAAUUUUAUAUCGGCCAUUUCAAGGCAGUGAAGGCAGCCAUUGAGAAGGGAGUUGAUGUAAAAGGAUUCUUGGCAUGGACCUUCUUGGACACAUUCGAAUGGACUGCAGGUUUCACUGAGAAGUUUGGGAUAAUUUAUGUUGACUUUAAGAAUGGACUCAAAAGGUGUCCCAAGCAUUCAGCUCAUUGGUUGAAGCAAUUCCUCAAGUAA
Molecule: messenger RNA, 1545 nt
Organism: Coffea eugenioides
Lineage: Eukaryota; Viridiplantae; Streptophyta; Magnoliopsida; Gentianales; Rubiaceae
Product: beta-glucosidase 24-like
Exons: 13
Coding region: 1-1545 (514 amino acids)
Biological process (GO): carbohydrate metabolic process
Molecular function (GO): beta-glucosidase activity
Source: RefSeq, a predicted model, not a curated record